Messenger RNA from Tetrapisispora phaffii CBS 4417, 2073 nucleotides. RefSeq names its product chromatin-binding protein BDF1 (gene BDF1). Gene Ontology annotation, cellular component: nucleus; chromatin. The record is from RefSeq and is a predicted model, not a curated record. Bases 1 to 2073 code for a protein of 690 amino acids. The transcript has a single exon. NCBI's taxonomy places the organism in Eukaryota, Fungi, Ascomycota, Saccharomycetes, Saccharomycetales, Saccharomycetaceae. Gene Ontology annotation, biological process: regulation of DNA-templated transcription; chromatin remodeling.
AUGACAGAAGAAAUACAACCUGCAUUAAAUGAUGUUAGUUCAAGCGUUACAAUGAAUGAUAACUUGGAAACAUUGGACACAAAUACAAAUUCUGAUUUAAGUGCACAUUUAGACGAGCCGGGCAAGAAAAUGAAAAUGGAAAACGGUAAUAUCGUCGUUGCUGUAUCUGCGUCUGUCGCUUCCCCAACGCCUUCAAAUACAGCUGAAAACGACAUGGUCUUGGAGAGUGAAGUAAGUAAUGUAGAUGUGGAAAAUUCUAAAAAUUUGCCUGCCUCUCCAGUCUCAGAAGCUCCAAAACCAUUGGAUAACCAGAAUGAGGAUGAUAAUCAAUCUAAUACCACUUCAUUGGAAGCAAGUGGAGCCAUAGACGAUGGUGAUGCUGCUGCUUCUGCAAUUGAUUAUACCAACAUUCCACCAGCGCCAGCUCCUCCAGCCGAACCUGAUAUGAAUAAUUUGCCAGCUAAUCCAAUUCCAAAGCAUCAACAAAAACAUGCCCUGAUGUCAAUUAAAGCAGUCAAACGAUUAAAAGAUGCUAAACCAUUUUUAUUACCAGUCGACCCAGUUGCUCUAAAUAUCCCACAUUAUUACAACAAGAUCCAAAGGCCGAUGGAUUUAAUGACAAUCGAGAAAAAAUUAACAGUAGAUGCUUAUGAUUCUCCAGAAAAAAUCACUGAAGAUUUUAAUUUAAUGGUUCAAAACUGUAUUGUAUUCAACGGUCCUACUUCUGGGAUUGCUCAAAUGGCAAGAAAUAUCCAAGCUGCUUAUGAAAAACAUAUGUUAAAUAUGCCUUCUAAAGACAGCGAACCUUUAAAACAGACAAGAAAAAGAAAACAGGAUGAGGAUGCUCCAGUCAUUAUUAGACGUGCACAAACACAUAACGGGAGACCAAAGAGGGAAAUACACCCUCCUAAGUCAAAGGAUAUUUAUCCAGUAGAGAAUGAGAAACCAAAAUCCAAGAAAUUACAACAAGCGAUGAGAUUCUGUCAAGGUAUUGUAAAGGAAUUAACAUCUAAAAAAUAUGCGUCAUUCAACUAUCCAUUUUUGGAACCAGUUGAUCCUGUUGCAAUGAACAUUCCUACAUAUUUUGAUUACGUUAAAGACCCAAUGGAUUUAAGUACUGUUACUAAGAAGUUGAACAAUUGGGAGUAUAAGUCAUUAGAGGAAUUCGAAAGUGAUGUUAAAUUAGUCUUCCACAACUGUUAUGCUUUUAACCCAGAUGGUACUAUCGUUAACAUGAUGGGUCAUAGAUUAGAAGAAAUUUUCAAUGCUAAAUGGGUAGACAGACCAAUUUUCGAGGAUUACGAUACUGAUGAAGAAAUUGAAAGAGAAGAAUAUUCAGCCUCAGAUGUUGAAGAUUCUGAAGAAUCCGAGUCUGAAAUUGAUGAAAGUUCAAUAACAAAUCCUGCUAUUCAAUACAUUGAAGAACAGUUAGCAAGAAUGAAGGUUGAACUACAACAGCUGAAGAAACAAGAAUUGGAUAAAAUUAGAAAAGAAAGAAGGUUAGCUCGUGGUACCAAGAAACCAAGAGGUAAAAGAGGCAGAAAUAAAUCUAGAGGUUCUUCAGGAAGUAGAAGUGGCAAAAAGAAAUUUAAAACUGUCGUAACUUAUGAAAUGAAAAAGAUUAUCACGGAAAAGAUUAAUGAUCUCUCACCAUCGAAAUUAGAAAAAGCAGUAAAUAUAAUUAAAAAGUCAAUGCCUGAUUUAGGUGAAGAUGAUGAAGUUGAGUUAGAUUUAGAUACUUUGAGUAACAGCACGCUGUUGACAUUGUACAAUACUUUUUUUAGAGUAUAUGAUACUACAAAUAAUGGAUCUGCUCGUAAUGCUGUUGGUUCUCCAAUGUCACCUUCAAAUGGUUUAGGUGGACAUAGCAAAAAAAAGAGAUCCAAGGCGCUUAGUGAAGAACAGCAAAGUAAACAGAUUGAAAAGAUUAAAAGCAAACUUGCCAUCCUAGAUGGUGCAUCACCAUUAAGUCAGCAGAAUUCGCCAUUAAGCAACGGUAACGUCCAAACUGCUUACCUUUCAGGUUCAUCAUCAUCAGGUGAUGAUGAAAGUAGUGAAAGUGAAGAAGAAUAG